CAUACGGUAAUGUUGGAGAGUUUGCAGUACGAUAGGCAGGCGCUGUUGGAGCAGCUGGAAGGGGUCACGGCAAUCUUCGAUCGAAUUGGGAAGAAUGUGGAAGCUGAACUCGACCAGCAAAACCGCGUCCUCGUCUCGCGAGAUGAGCUCCAAACUCUACGUGACAAGGCUGCCAAAACCGACGGUCUGGAGAAAGAGCUGUUGACUCUCCAACAGCUGCAGCGGGCGCAAGAUGCCAAAUUGGACGAUGUUCGAGUAGCCCAAGAGAAGAAUGCGCAAAAUGAGCGAUUGGCUCAGGACAAUGCACGCCUUGCUGAACAGCUGGAGGAAUAUAAGAGUGCUAGCUCACGGGUUUCUGAGUUGGAAAAAGAGAACGAGCGGCUGGCAGCGAGUCUUCAGCAGGCCUUGUUACUGCCGAAGGAUAUACGGGAUACAGGUGGUCUCAAUGAAGGAGGUAAAGAUGCAAGAUCAAUUGCGAAUGAUCCUUCUCCAGCUACACGGCAGAUUGACUACGACGAUUCAAAGGCCGUCAAAAGUAAGCCUUACCGCACUUUGGUAACCAGAUACAACAUCCUGUACGAGAACUGGAACGAUAUCAAAGCUGCCAGGAAAAGGCUCGAGAGCGAGGUUAGGAGGCUCAAGGAGAAAGAUAAACAGUACCAACAGUUCUGCGAUAGUCAAGGCAAGAAAAUCGACAAGAAACGGGAUAGAAUACGAAGGCUAGAAGAAGAGCUUGGGUCUCUGAAGGCGCAAAUGCAAAGUUCUGGACAACCCAAUAUCAGUAAAACAGCACCGAGAAGUUCUGUUCAAGCUUUUGAUAGCCAUAACCAGCAUCGACUAGAUCCCAAAGGCUUGCAGGAAGUUGCUAGGGCUCUCAACUCCGCGCCGCUCGCGCCUAUACACUACCGAGGCAAAGUCAUAACCAUUGAUGACAUUGUGAGGGUUCUCGAAGUUUUCAAUAAUAAGGCUGAAGUUUCCCAUCGAAUUGAGGUGCCGGCAAGCAGCCUGUCUGGAGAAUUGCGAUCUCAAAGCGCUCCUCUUCCAGGCCCAGAUACUAGCAGCCGAGAGCAGGCGACACGAUCGAACAAGUCCGCAGGCCCAGAAUGCGAAUCCAACAAACUUCCAGUGCUAUUUAGCGGUGAAAUUGAUGGGAAUGGCCGCGUCGCGGACACCGAGUUCGAGUGUAUUGAACCUCACCACUCCAGCUCGACUCAGGACUGUUCAAAUCCGAACUCCCCCAGCAAAGAUGAUGACCAAGAUCCGAAGAUCAAGAAGGAGCCUUCAAUUGAUACCCGACUUUCACCAGACACCCCUAUGGUCAUAUCGGCCCGCCGUGCCAAUAAGAGGAAAGACCGUAAUGAGCCAGAGACUGUUUCCAAAAUAAAGAUUGAAACAAUAUCGAGUAGUCCUAUCGGUCUCGCUGCUUUUCAUGGUUUGGAUCAGAGUGAGAGCAUUGAUCUCGAUGAUAUUGGUGACAAGCAAAUCACACCCAGGAAGCAGCGACAAUCAAUAGGCCGCAUGAGUGGAGCCAGACCUUAUGGUGCAUACUCCGCGCGACAAGAUGGAAACGAUAACCAGGACCACGACGACCUCAGUGAUAUUAUAGAGGGUGAGCAGGUAUUCCAGGAGACACCAGUUCCCAGAGCUAGACACCCAGUCAAUUCUGCUCUGCGACCUUUGAGUGCCAACAAACAAAUCAUGCCUAGGACAUCGGAGAACCAAGCGCCAAAGCGGCGCCGGCUUACCAGUAAUAAGGCUGUCGAGGAACUGGCUGAGGAUGGUGAAAAUCUACGGCCUAUAGAGAAGACCUCUCGCAAAAGGGACACAGCUUCCUCUGCCGAAAGAUUGGGCGAUUUACUUGAGAAGCCAACGCCACCGAAACAUGCCAUCAGCCAAGCUAGACGUUCUGUUCUGACCAAAUCUCCACUGUGCCCUUCUAACGCUCCAUCUACGCUGAAUCCAACAUUGGAUCCGGCUCGUCGUACUGGCACUCCUGAUAGAGUUUCCACUCCAUCUGGGCCAUCUUUUAAGGGGCCACUCAGAGACUUCAUGGAACCCUCAACACCAGCAUCUAGGGACUCGGCUUAUGUAUCAUUACCACAAUCUAGAGAAGAUAUUUCGAAUCAUUACGAAGGCCGUUCAAAAGCAAUUCUGUUUAAGGGUCUAUCAAGAGUAUCUGCCGAACUGUCAAGACCGCCCACGAGGAGCUCAGUGGGAGCCACCGACGUACCCAGAUCACUACGGUCAUUGGAAACCCCAAAUGACCAAUCAGCAAUUCCCUCAAAACCCUCAACAACGAAAGAGAGGUCAUCUCGCGCAAGAGGAGAACAACAUAAUUUGGAUUUGGCUGACUACUCCGAGAAUGAACCACUUCGGGCUCGGCCAUUGGAAAAGUUAAGCCUUCAGGAUUUCAAGAUCAACCCAAAUUAUAAUCACGGUUAUAACUACGCCUUCGCAGAUGUUGUUCGCAAUCAAGAUGCGCGUCGAUGUUUACAGGGCUGCACGAAGCCGGAAUGCUGUGGUAACAAGUUUCGUGCCCUGGCCGCAGCGGCACGGGAUCCUAAUAAACCUCUGACUGCUUCGCAGGAAGAGGAUGACGCUCGCCUGCUCGAAGAGUUCAUGGGCGACAAUGCAUACAAGCUCCGCAACAUGACGAAAGCUGAAAGAGAUGAGACUCUGCUGCAAGCGAGAACCAGGGAGCUCGCGAAUAAGCAUGGCAGACAUAGACAUGCGUAUGAAAGGAGACGGAGCCCACCAGGAUUUUGGAGAGUGGAAUUCCCCACCACGCAGGAAGAGAUAGAGGAUCGUGAGAAGAGUAAGCAACUGGAGCGGGAUCUAGUUGCUCAGAGGUACGAGGAAGCGAUGAGACCUGGCGGUGCCUAUAUCUUUAGAGACGAGUGAAGAGUGUGAAAAUUGCUUAACGUUAUUGUUAUUGGCGCAUUCAGACAGGCAUGACUACGGGCGUAGCAUUGCGUGGAGCUUAUGAUAUUCAGCAAGGUGUCUAGGAAAAUGGAGGGAGUUGCUCUGCUUUGCACAAGAUGUACAUGAGAUCACACGCACAUGGGCAUGAAUAUCUUGCGGGCCAACUUGGUUAGAUAAGGCCAUUGCUCACGACUUGCCGGACAUAGGGAUACUUGUAGAGGAAUGUG
Amorphotheca resinae ATCC 22711 is the source of this 3149-nucleotide messenger RNA. RefSeq lists its product as hypothetical. The coding region runs from base 10 to 2901 and encodes 963 amino acids. The record is from RefSeq and is a predicted model, not a curated record. The transcript has 2 exons. Gene Ontology annotation, biological process: DNA repair. Lineage: Eukaryota; Fungi; Ascomycota; Leotiomycetes; Helotiales; Amorphothecaceae.